Messenger RNA from Didymella exigua CBS 183.55, 666 nucleotides. RefSeq lists its product as uncharacterized. Lineage: Eukaryota; Fungi; Ascomycota; Dothideomycetes; Pleosporales; Didymellaceae. The record is from RefSeq and is a predicted model, not a curated record. The annotation marks the transcript as partial. Gene Ontology annotation, molecular function: protein binding. The transcript is spliced from 2 exons.
GCAGAAGACCCACUAUUGCCAGACGAGGAGGCGCCUCCACUGCCUGAUGAGCCUGUGCCAGGCGCAGAAGACGAUGGCUGGGAGCCUCGCUGGGACGACACGGCGCAAGCCUGGUACUUCUACAACAACAAAACCGGAGUAUCACAAUGGGACAACCCACGUGUGCCUGUGGCAACGACAACCAGCACUGCAUCCGCUACUGCCCUGCCCUCAUACUCUGGUGCGCCCGGCACUGGCUCACCGCCCAAGCGGAAAUGGGGCGGAUACAACCCAGCUAUUCAUGGAAGUUAUGACCCCAAUGCCGACUACGCACAGGAGGCGUCGAAGGAGGAGGAGGAGGCCGAGCAGGCAGCCCAAGCUGCGGCAGCCAUGGCUGCAGGCCUGCCACCCCCAAUUGCUGCAAACGACUACACAGCACAGGCCCACUUCAACCGUUUCACUGGCAAGUUCCAGACUGGUGGACAAGGUCCUGACGUGCAUAACGACGAGAACAAGAGCAAACGUCAAAUGACUGCCUUUUUCGACGUAGAUGCAGCAGCAAACAGUCAUGACGGGCGCAGUCUGAGAGCAGAGCGUCGUGGCAAGUCUUUGAACAAAAAGGAGCUUAAGGCCUUCAAGGACAAGCGUCGCGAGAAGAAGGAAGAGAAGCGCCGUGCGUGGCUGCGU